UUCGAUGGGGCGGACAUUUGCGAUAACUUUAAUAAUCUUACAAACUAUCAACACCAAACAUGUGUUUGUAUUAAAGUGCGAUCCAACACUACAAUUAAAGCAAUCCCGAUCGCGCUAAUUACCUAUGUGUGCAUGAUAUCAAAGAAGUGUUAAUUAAUGAGAAACGAUUAAAGCAAUCUCGAUCGCGCUAUUUACCUCUGUUUGCAUGAUAUCAAAGAAGAGUUAAUUAAUGAGAAACAAUUAAAGCAAUCUCGAUCGCGCUAUUUACCUCUGUUUGCAUGAUAUCAAAGAAGAGAUAAUUAACGAGAAAAAUGUGACGUACUUUUGCUCAAAAUACAAACUAAGAACACGGGACUCAUAUAAUGGACGUAUUUCCUAUCACAAAUUACAACUCACAAUUCACUUCCACGAAGCAACAUGGAAUUCAUUACGAGUAGUAGAGGCGCACCAAAGCUUUGCUUUGAUAGUUUUACGUACACGAAGAAGAAAAGCAGCAAGACCACCAUCACCUGGGAGUGCUCACAGAGACGCACCUUGGAAUGCAAAGGAGCAGUUAUUACUGACAGUCCAGCCACAGAGAUUCGUUCCUCACGAGAGCACAACCACGAGAAAGACGACUCCCAUGUCGGUGGUUUAAAGGUCCGGAAAGAAAUCCAGCUCAGCGUUCAGGCGAACAGAGGGUGGCCAGGUCAGAUCAUCGCCGACAAGAUGUUCUCUCAACCUGUCGAGGUUAGAGUUGCUGCCGGAACAACCGAGACAAUCAAAAGAGGUAUAAGACGAAAGAGAGCCGGUGAUGCACCUAACAACCCCGAGAAGCUGGAUGCCAUUCCGUCUCCACUACCAGAGAGUUACACCCACCAAUUAGUAUAUGACAACGACAGUGGAUCUGACCGGGUACUGGUAUCUGUCAGAUCGCAGACCGGUGGCCUCAUCUUCCGACGCACUCAACCAAGGUUCGAGCCAGCCACUUGGAACGUCAACACAGCCACUUUGAACGACGAGGCCAGGACCAACAACGUGUGUGAAGCCUGGAACAAUGGGUUCCGGUGUCUCGUCGGCCACGUCAAUCCCUCGCUUUGGACUGUCAUCUCCUGCUUCGAGAAGGACGCUGCAAUGGUGGAAGCAGAGAUCCUCCGUGUCCAGAGAGGCCAGCCAUCAAAGAAGCCAGCGAGGAAGGGAACAGUACGAUACCAGAAGACGUUGAAGACCCUGUGCCAGCAGUUAUCCAAUGGACAGAAGACGGUCGAAGAGUUUCUGCAGGCCAUUGGGGGUCACAUCCGACUGCGUUAGGACUGAACAUCUGUAAUGUACCUGUAAUAUGAUAUGAUGAAUGUGCUAAAAUGAAUGUGCUAUUUUGAUCUUGAUUAGUGAAUUACUUAUCAUACCAUUCAGAGAACAGAA
Mya arenaria is the source of this 1401-nucleotide messenger RNA. RefSeq lists its product as uncharacterized. NCBI's taxonomy places the organism in Eukaryota, Metazoa, Mollusca, Bivalvia, Myida, Myidae. The transcript has 4 exons. The record is from RefSeq and is a predicted model, not a curated record. The coding region runs from base 418 to 1290 and encodes 290 amino acids.